AUGGUGAAUGAAAAUCCCAACCUGGAGGAGCUCAAUGACCCCCCUGUGCUGGAGAAAGCUCUCCAGGCAGAACCCAGCGUCUCGGUCCAUCCCAUCGUCUCCAUCCAUCCCAGCGUCUCCAUCCACCCCAGUACCUCGGCCCACCCCAGCAGUUCGGUGCACCCCAGUACCUCGGCGCAACCGGGUGGCUUGAACCACCCCAGUAGCUCAUGUCAGGAACUCAGUGUGAUCAAGUUGAGCAAGCGCCGUUGGGCUGUGGUGCUCGUGUUCAGCUGCUACUCCAUGUGCAACGCCUUCCAGUGGAUCCAAUACAGCUCCAUCAAUAACAUAUUCAUGCACUUCUACGGGGUUAGUGCCUUUGCCAUCGACUGGCUGUCCAUGUGCUACAUGCUGACCUACAUCCCUCUGCUCCUGCCCGUGGCCUGGCUGCUGGAGAAAUUUGGUCUGCGCACCAUCGCCCUCACUGGCUCAGCUCUCAACUGCCUGGGAGCCUGGGUGAAGCUGGGCAGCCUGAAGCCGCACCUCUUCCCGGUCACUGUGCUAGGCCAGGUCAUCUGCUCCGUGGCCCAAGUCUUCAUCCUGGGCAUGCCCUCCCGCAUCGCUUCAGUCUGGUUCGGGGCUAAUGAGGUUUCAACAGCCUGCUCCGUGGCUGUGUUUGGCAAUCAGCUUGGAAUUGCGAUUGGGUUCUUGGUCCCUCCUAUUUUGGUACCCAACAUCAAAGACCAGGACCAGCUUGCCUACCACAUCAGCAUCAUGUUCUACAUCAUAGGAGGCGUGGCCACCCUCCUUUUCAUCCUUGUCAUCAUCGUGUUCAAAGAGAAGCCUAAACAUCCCCCCAGCAGGGCCCAGUCCCUGAGCUAUGCUUUAGCGUCCUCUGAUGCUUCGUACUUCAGUUCCAUUGUCCGGCUCUUCAAAAACCUCAACUUUGUGCUGCUCGUCAUCACCUAUGGUCUGAAUGCUGGUGCUUUCUAUGCCUUGUCCACGCUGCUGAAUCGCAUGGUGAUCCUGCACUACCCGGGAGAAGAAGUGAAUGCUGGAAGAAUCGGCCUGACCAUUGUCAUUGCAGGGAUGCUGGGGGCUGUGAUCUCAGGCAUUUGGCUGGAUAAGUCCAAAACCUACAAGGAGACAACCCUGGUGGUGUACAUCAUGACUCUGGUGGGCAUGGUGGUGUACACGUUCACCUUGAGCCUGGGACACCUGUGGGUAGUGUUCCUCACAGCUGGCACCCUGGGCUUCUUUAUGACCGGCUACCUCCCGCUGGGGUUCGAGUUCGCCGUGGAGCUCACGUAUCCAGAGUCGGAGGGCAUGUCAUCGGGCCUCCUCAACGUGUCUGCACAGGUAUUUGGGAUCAUCUUCACCAUCUCCCAGGGUCAGAUCAUUGACAGCUAUGGAACCAUGCCUGGGAACAUCUUCCUGUGUGUGUUCCUCUCUCUGGGAGCAGCCCUCACUGCAUUCAUUAGGGCAGACCUCCGGAGGCAGAAGGCAAACAGAGAAGUUCCUGAGACUAAAGUCCAGGAGGAGGAGAACAAUACCAGCAAGGCGCCCACCAUCCUGUCGGAGGAUCAUUUCUGAGAGAGAGAGAGAGGUGGCAGCCACUCAGGGAUCACGAACACCCCACCUCUUCCUUCAGCUCAGCUCUCACUGCCAGCACAAAUGUCUUCACUGGAGAAGCUUGUGGAGGGAAUCAGUUGGAAUAUUUGCGCCUUACAUGGCGGCACCUCUGCCUUCUGAGCCCACUCAAGAGCCCGAAUGCUUUAGUUGGGGGAAAGUGUACCUUUCACCAAAUGCACACUGGAUUCCCAUCCCCCCUCCUUUUAGGUCCUGGGUGCUGGUGCUGUGUGGGAGGGACUGAUGGAAGGUGUUGGACUCUGGCUUUCCCUCAUUGCCUUCAUCCCUCAUGGAGAAUGCUUGCAAAAUUAUCACAGAAGAAAGCUUAUUCAGGAUAUUAACUUUUUCUAGUGUCUUAAGACCCUCACAUGAAGCCCAGUUUUUACUAAGGAGGGGCAAGUUGCUCUGCCUGAGGGUCAUUCCUGGGUCUCAGAUGGACCACUCAAGUUCCCUGAGAGGGCAGCACCGUGUGGACAACCUUGGUCAGGGAAGCUCUGUUAGGACUCUUGGCCUCAGUUCUCCUGGCCUAGUGUUGGGAUUUAUCUCCAAACCCUCUUUCCUAAGACCUUAUCAGACCAAACCUCAAUAAACUGGACAGAAACUUUGUCACUUUGUCAUGGACACAAAAGAGAAAGUGAUUUGGGAGGGCUGAUUCCCUGGGUGUGACAGUGCUCGGGCUGCCCUCUGAGUGGGUUUGUGGGGACCCACCUGUGGCAACUCUAGAACUUUGAGUUGAGAUGGGAAAGAGGUUUUUCCUCCAAAAGAAGGGCUCAUGCAGGGACUUGUGGGUGUCACCGGCCACCCAGUUACCUUCAUCUGGAUAUCACACUCAGACAUUAGCCCAAGUGCCUGUUUUAUCCUGGGGGAGGGCAAUCAUGGCAGCUGAUUCUAACCUUUACUGAAAACUAAUCUUGAUCCUUCCACUCCAACAAAUCCAAGGCCGACUCUAAGAGAUGAGAGGGAAGAAGGAAAGGUGCUUCUCGAAGCUGGCAUCRAGCUGCUGGAAUGACCCAUUUCCCGCCUCGGAUGGGGAUAGGUUUGCAUACCAACCCCUCUCCCACCUCCUGUAAUAAUGUUUAUCAGUCUAAAUUUAAAUUCCCUUCAAGUCAAUUCAAGCUGACCUCUCUCCUGCCUGCCCUGCUGUCUGGCUCUCUCAUGGACUUCAGUGGUGUCUUCUGAAAAUAAGAGAAGUUUUGGUAAUUUCUCCUGUGCCUUUCACAGCUGUAACCAUGGCCACUGUGCUCUUUUGCUGUGGUCACUGCCCUGGACUCUGUAUGUCAGAGCAGCCGGGGCUGGCUGAAGUGCUGGGGUGCUUGGGCUACUGCCAGAGGGGAGCCAGAUGUGUGUGUUUGUGUGUGUGUGUGUGUGUGUGUGCGUACACAGAUUCAAGCUUUAGGAGAAACACACUGCCUAUGUAAUAAAAAGUUAACACUUUUGACAGAGGGAGGGUUGGGAUGAAAGGGAGAUGUGCCUUUUGACAGGAGG
Urocitellus parryii (Arctic ground squirrel) is the source of this 3093-nucleotide messenger RNA. It is a transcript of the gene Flvcr2, whose product is annotated as FLVCR choline and putative heme transporter 2. Gene Ontology annotation, biological process: heme export; transmembrane transport. NCBI's taxonomy places the organism in Eukaryota, Metazoa, Chordata, Mammalia, Rodentia, Sciuridae. The record is from RefSeq and is a predicted model, not a curated record. Gene Ontology annotation, molecular function: heme transmembrane transporter activity; heme binding. Gene Ontology annotation, cellular component: membrane.